GGCGGCGUUCCGUCGAGCGGGCCAUAGUGUCAGCGGUGGCCCCGCUGGUAGGGGGGUACUCCCGGGACUGCUCCCGGCUGGGUUGCAGCUGCAGCAGCAGCGUCUUUGGGCCUCUUCAGCGCGGCGUCGGCACUCGGCUUCCUGGGCGUGGUUCUCCUUCUGGGCGUUUGCCCUUUUGGUUUGUGGGGUAUUUGGGGGGUUUCCAUCAGCCUGGGUGGCUGGGCAGCGGCCCCUUUUCCGUUCCCUGGAGCACUACUUUUGAUGCCAACAUUCUUUUAUUUGUUUGGUGGGUAGCAGGUGGGUGUUUGUGCUCAUCGGUGCCCUGGUGGGCCUGGCCUGGUUGAGAGUCAAAAGGCCUUUUCAAGCCUUCUCCUUGGGUGGGGGGCUCUGGUGCUUUCCUGGAUAGGAUUGAGUAUUGUUUUUGAUUCAGGACAAGGGCUUGGCUUUUGUUCUAUAUCCUUGCUACCUUCAUUCUGUGUGUGGUUGGCGCUUUUUUUUUUUUUUCCUCCAACCCCUUUUGGAAUCCCACUAUUUGGAGGCAGUAUGCCGGGGAAGGCCAAGGGCAAGAAAGGGGGGCGCCCUGUUAAGCAGCCCAAGAGGCCUGCUCCCCCGCAGUCCUCCUCCUCGGAGGAGGAGGAGGAGAUGACUCUGAUACGGGGGUUAAUUAAUAGGAUGGAAGCUUUAGAGAAAGCAAAAGCAGCCCCCUCCGACAAAGGUGCGGGUCCUUCAGGUGUGGGGGGGGUGCCUCCUCCUAAGGUCCCUCGGAGGACCAGGGGUUCUGUGAAAAGCCAGCUGCUAACUUCUCUCUCUAGUAGGCUGGCUGCGCUGGAAGAAGGGCUGAACCCUGCUGGACCGGGCCCUUCUGCUCCUGUGUUACCGCUUCCUGAACCUGAGUCUCCAGUUCCGGAGUCGCCUUCACCAUUGCUACCUCCGCCUGCGGCACCAGUUGUUCAGCCUCCAGUGGAUACGGCUACUCCUUUGGCCCAGGGUGCUGGCGGGGCGGCGGUCCCGGUCCGAGUCCUGAUGUGUGGCCAUUCGUUGGUCUUCUGGGCUUUCAAGCGGGCCAGCACCACCCGCUGGGGAUCCCAGUUGGGUUUAGGAAGCAAGGCUUCAGUUUAUUGGUUGGGCAUGAGGGGCAUGCUCUGGAAUCAGUUGCUUCCAGCAUUGAGGGAGCAUUUAGAUAGGUUUCCCAUUCCCGACAUCCUGGUUCUUCAUUUAGGGGAGAAUGAUUUGGGCCGGCGGCCUGGCCUCGCCAUCCUUCAGCAAGCCUCCUCGGAUUUGUCUAUUUUGCGCAGCUGGAUGCCUGGCGUGCGCAUAAUAUGGGUUAAUUGGCUCCAGCGCAGGGUGUGGCGGGGUGCUCAUUCUUGCCUUAGCUUGGAAAAGGCACGCAGGAAGAUUUCAGCCGCAAUAGGUAAAGUGGUUUUGGCGGCCGGGGGGUCUGUGGUGCGGCAGCCAGAUAUAGCUGCUCGCUUUCCCGAGUUAUUCCGCCCUGACGGGGUCCACCUGUCUGAGAAGGUUGUGAUUUGUAUCUGCAUAAUAUCCGGGAAGUGCUUGCUGAAGGUUUGGAGGGAGUGGGGCAGGAAGGUCAAGCGAGGGCUAACCUUCCUGGGUGGCGGUAACAGUGCGGGCUGUGGGUAAGGAGGUCUAGAUUUCGGUGAGCACCCUUGGACAUUUUAAGGUGGAUUGGUCAAUUGCUUCCUUGUGGCCUGUGCGGCACGGGAAGAAUUACAUUGCCAAGAAACCUGCUUCAGGACUUCACCUACCUUUGGGCUGUGCGGUCCGGGGAGGUAAAGAUCUGAAGCUGUCCAGAUCCCCUCUUCUAAAAGGGGUGGUUGGCUUUGAAGGAAUUGGGCGGGAGCUACCUGCCUCUUUCCUGAGCCAGGGUGUGUCGCCCUUGCAGGCGAUGGGUAGGACGUUUUGAAUCCUAGCCCACGCCUAGGUGCCCGAACUGUUUUUAUGUUGGUGAUUAAUCACCUUGUUUCCAGUCCGCCACAAAUGUUGUUAUAUUAAUAAAGCGUGGCCCGUUUCUCCCAUUAAAAAAUGUCUCUGUGUCUUCUUGGGCUGGGGUCUGGGUACAAUCCCCCUCCCCUUGCCUCGUGCAAGUGGGAGGGUGUUUGUCCCAGCCCGGGAUUCACAAGCCCAAGAAGAAGCCUGAUUGGUUGGCUGGCUCAUGGUGGGCGGGGCUUGCUGAGAGGCCGAGCGUUUCCCCGCUCUGGCCUCUCAGUCGGCUGUUUGUUUCCCCCUCCCUCCCUCCCUGUUGCAGAGCGGGUCUAGUGACUGGUCGCCUAUGGGCCGAGUAGGAAUUUUUUGCUCUCAACUUAUUGGCUGUUGUUGGGGGUUUUUUCGCCUACUCUGUUCUGCAGUCAGUUGGUAGUUAGGUUCUAGGUUGGCCACGUUGGCGGUAACAGUGCGGGCUGUGGGUAAGGAGGUCUAGAUUUCGGUGAGCACCCUUGGACAUUUUAAGGUGGAUUGGUCAAUUGCUUCCUUGUGGCCUGUGCGGCACGGGAAGAAUUACAUUGCCAAGAAACCUGCUUCAGGACUUCACCUACCUUUGGGCUGUGCGGUCUGGGGAGGUAAAGAUCUGAAGCUGUCCAGAUCCCCUCUUCUAAAAGGGGUGGUUGGCUUUGAAGGAAUUGGGCGGGAGCUACCUGCCUCUUUCCUGAGCCAGGGUGUGUCGCCCUUGCAGGCGAUGGGUAGGACGUUUUGAAUCCUAGCCCACGCCUAGGUGCCCGCACUGUUUUUAUGUUGGUGAUUAAUCACCUUGUUUCCAGUCCGCCACAAAUGUUGUUAUAUUAAUAAAGCGUGGCCCGUUUCUCCCAUUA
This is a messenger RNA of Hemicordylus capensis (graceful crag lizard), 2822 nucleotides long. RefSeq lists its product as uncharacterized. The transcript is spliced from 2 exons. The coding region runs from base 544 to 1638 and encodes 364 amino acids. The record is from RefSeq and is a predicted model, not a curated record. Lineage: Eukaryota; Metazoa; Chordata; Lepidosauria; Squamata; Cordylidae.